UAUUUAAGCCAACAUUUCAGCAUAUACCGUCAUCGAGGUCCAGACAGAAACAAUGAGGUAAAAAGAACAACCAUAGAUUUUAAUGAUCAGAUCUCAAAGAAGCACUGACAAAAAGCCACUCUUUUUAAUCCACAUUUAGGAGGGUUUGUGUGAAAUAGCCACCUUCAAUCCAAUCAGAUGAGAGAUUAAAAACGACAAGCAAUGUCCUCACAUGUUUUGAAUGAGGAAUACAAUACCCGCACCGCUUGAAAAACCAGUCCAGGACACAGAAUGGUGCGGAGCUCCGCCUGCUGGGGAGAGACGCAUCAUUUGCCGUCAGCUGACCAAAAGAUCCGAGACACGACGCAAGAUUAUAAAAGGUAAGGCAUUAUAAUCUAAACUACGAUUAAUCGUUUUUUGCUCCACAUGUGCGGUUACGAAUUACGCACGACGCAGAAACCCCACGAGGGUUCUCUUUUAUCCGGGCCCAAAUUUUAUUUUAUUUUGAAAUGACCUCGAUCACACCGGAAGUGAAAAGAGCCAUUCGAAACGAAGCAGAGCCGCUGCUGCAGUGUGAGGAUGUGAGGACAAAGAUUGCACCGGAGCGAAAAACAAAUGUUGAUUAUCGAGUUCAAUAACAUUGGCUCUGUUCGCCCUCUCUUAAUGCGGGAAACGCAAUGAAAACUAGAACAUGCUGCAUCUCAUUCGCCGAAUAUUUUAUUCCCUCCUAUGUUUUAUAGAAACUAUGACGAAUCCAGCAGUCACGUCUCCGUCACAGCAAUGACUAUGGACGUCAGAGCAGUGCUGGAGUUCGCCGCCGUCACCAGGGGCCUGUCGCUGAUUUUGCAGGCCGUCUUCAACGCGGUCAUCCCUGAUCACGACGCUGAAGCGUUCAGGCCCCCAAGGGCCGAGGAGCCUCUGUACUUGGACUCUGCAGUGGAGUGGUUGUUGGGGGGCCUCUCCCACUGGGAUGCCGAGCAUUUCCUCUUCAUCGCCGAGAGAGGGUACCUUUACGAGCACAACUUUGCUUUCUUCCCCCUCUUGCCCAUCAUCCUCCGAGGCCUCGCAGAGACGCUGCUGUGGCCCCUGAGCGGCUGGCUGAGUGUGAGGGGUCGCCUGCUGGUGGCCGUGGCUCUGGGGAACAGUGCCCUCUUCCUGUUGAGCGUGGUCGCCCUGUACGCACUGAGCAGGAUCGUCCUCCAGGACCGACGCCUGGCUCUGCUCUCCAGCCUGCUCUAUUGCAUCACACCCGCCAAUGUCUUCAUGACCGCCGGGUACUCCGAGAGCCUUUUCGCCGCGCUCACGUUUGGUGGUCUGUUCCUCCUGGAAAAAGGGUUCACCUUCCGAGCGUGCCUGACCCUCAGUAUAGCCACUGCAACGCGAUCCAAUGGACUUGUUAACAUCGGAUUCCUGCUCUACCUUCCAUCGCUGCAGGCUAUUUGCCAGAUUCGCGUAUAUCGAAUGACGACGAAAGGCUACAGGAAAGUCUUCCACUAUAUUUGGGCCGUCGUCCGUGUGCUGCUCACCUCCCUCCUGGGAACUGCAAUUAUUGCCCUUCCCUUCUGUGCGUUCCAGUACUAUGGGUAUCGGACGUUUUGCACGCCGUCCGUCUCCCUGGAACGGAUCCCUCCUGCUCUUCUGUCUCUGGCUGAAGUAAAGGGGUACCGGGUUCCAGAUGAAAACGGUCCGCCGCCCCUCUGGUGCAUGAGGCCUCUCCCCCUGCUGUAUUCUCACAUCCAGGAUGUGUAUUGGGAUGUGGGCUUCCUCCGCUACUUUGAGCUGAAACAGAUACCAAACUUCCUCCUGGCUCUACCCAUGGCCACUCUCGGCAUAAUGGCGGCUUAUGCAUAUUUUCAAGCCAACCCGGAAAUGUGUCUGAGACUCGGACUGUGGGAAACGGGUGCAAGUAAAGGGCUCGACAAACCCACACCGGGACUUUUCAACUCCAGAGUGUUUGUUUAUAUCGUUCAUUCCACAGUACUUCUGCUGUUUGGAACACUGUGCAUGCAUGUGCAGGUUCUCACCAGAUUCUUGGCUUCCUCGUCUCCCGUGCCUUUCUGGAUAAGCGCUCACCUGCUCCUCCUCAAUGAGCCGCUUCUUCACCGAAGGAAAACAUCAAAUCCCAAUGUUCAGCUGCAGGCCGAUUCCAGAAACAGAUACAGGCACACACCUCAAAACCCCAUCAUUGCACUGCUGCCGCACUUUAAAAGCUGUUCUCCUACGACGCAGAGCAUCCUGGGAUACUUCCUCUCUUACUGGGUGCUGGGCCUGGUGCUGCAUUGUAACUUCUUGCCAUGGACAUGACUUCAAAGAUUACUCCAACCUUUUUUUAAGGCAAUAUGUUCAUGCAGGACUGGGCAAAACACAUCACAUGUUAAAUCUCGCACAGGUGUUUUUCAAAUGCAUCAUCAAUAGUCCAUUUGAGUUAUUGCAGUAGUUGUUCAUUGCAACCGCAUAAUAUUAAUCUAUACGUGAAUGCAGUAUUUUGUCAAUGUGACAAAACAUUACAAAUUCACUAACUUCUAUUUAAGUAAUUUAAUCCAAAGAAAAGAAUAAUUACUUAUAAUGAUCUCGUCUAGUCCAACGUAGGACUUUCUGAUAAAAUAGCAUCACAUUUUUGAUGCCGAUUUACUCAUGCAAUGCAUAACCAAUUUGAUUUGAACCUCUUGGUUAAAUGACUUUGAGAAAAAAGUACAAAAUGUAAAAUAUUUCUGAAACUUAGUUGAACACUGUUUAGUUGUAAAUAUUGGGAAGACUGGUUGUAUAAUGUAAUAUAGCACUGCAUGUUUGGAAGAAUUAUUCCAAGUUAUGGUUUGGGAAUAUUUGAAUGUGAAGGAGAAACUAUUUAAAUAAAGUGUGUUGCUGUGAAAGAAUCUUCAAUUACAUUUAAUAUUACUGUAAAACUGCUAUAUCGUGGGGGUUUUGGUAAAAAAGAAAAAGAAAAGUUAAACCAGAAAGUUUACCUGAAUUUAAGAUGAAUCCAAACAACAAAUGUGAAUUCAUGUAAAUGGUUUAUGUGACUGCAGACGUGUGCACCGACAUCUCUUUAACACCACAAGAGGCUGCUAGAACUCCGAAGGCUAUUUAGUCCACUGCCCACCUCCAUCCUACAAACACCCACAAAUAUGUGGGGAGGGUGAGAUAAUGAGUUGCUAUGGGCACUUAAUUGUAUAAAAUAAACAAAUGGGAAGGCAAUCCAAACAAAGUAUGCUCUUACAAUGACCUAUUGCAUUCAAUUGGAACACAUUACUUGGUCAUAAUGUUUCACCUUAAAUGUGUACCCUGUUGCAAAGGCUAAAGAAUUAAAGAUUGCAGUGUAAAGGA
Molecule: messenger RNA, 3303 nt
Organism: Pseudoliparis swirei
Lineage: Eukaryota; Metazoa; Chordata; Actinopteri; Perciformes; Liparidae
Gene: pigv
Product: phosphatidylinositol glycan anchor biosynthesis, class V
Exons: 3
Coding region: 709-2283 (524 amino acids)
Biological process (GO): GPI anchor biosynthetic process
Cellular component (GO): mannosyltransferase complex; endoplasmic reticulum membrane
Molecular function (GO): alpha-1,6-mannosyltransferase activity; GPI mannosyltransferase activity
Source: RefSeq, a predicted model, not a curated record